AUGCACAAAACUGGUGCGACACGUUACCAAAAAUUUUUAAAAGCUGAAAAAGCUAAAACAAAACUAAAAGGAAAAAAAGAUAAAGAGCUUCCUAAAGGUACAAAUGUUACGAAGACAAACUUUAAAGUAAAAAAAAUCGUAAUCAAAGAGCAACUUAAAAAACAUCUUCAAUCAGAGGCUCUCACAAGCAGGAAACUAAAUAUUAAAGAAUUGUUAUCUCGACUAAAUCAUUUCAAUACCAAAUCUAGGACAGAUGCUCUUGAUGGCUUAAAAGAAAUAAUUACUUCAUUUCCGGAAGUUUUAGAGAGAAACUUAGGACAACUGCUUCUUAAUGUAACUCCAUUAGUUCUAAACAUUGAGAAACUGGUACGGCAGGGUUCUUUGAAGGUUCUUCAUUUGAUACUAUCAAAUGUAUCCUCGGAGAAGAUAGAACCUUUUUUUGAUAUCAUGUCUACAUACUUGAGAAGCGCCAUGACACAUAUUGAUAGUAGAAUCCAAGAAGACUCAUUAUUUUUCUUGGACAUACUUUUAUUAUGUGCUCCAUCAAAAGUAGCUCAAGAUUUUCAUAAAAUAAUACCAAACUUCCUUGAUAUGAUUUCGAAAUUAAGAGUGGAUUCCAAGCCUGGAAGAACAUUGACUGUCAAUUUAAAUAGUCAAAUAACUACUGUGAAAUGGAGGGUCAAAGUUUUCCAGCGUUUACAAGAAUUCUUACAAAAGUAUGAACUUGAAUGUUUCAGCCAUAAGGAAUCACAAAUUUCAAGUAACAAGACGCACAAGGUUGACUUAAGAAAGAAAAAUUAUUACACAUUGUUUAAUCCUAUUUAUACUUCUAACUGUUAUAUAUCCUGUUAUUCAGCUAAAGCUGAAAAUGAACAAGAGAUAGAUGAAGUGGAGAAGUUUAAAGAAUAUGUUGGAACAUUGACCCCAUUACUUUAUGAUACAUGGCUUGAGGCUGCCCCAAGUUCAAAGUCAAAUUCAAACUUUGAAACUGUUAUUAAUGAAGAAACAGCCUUACUUUUGAAAUAUAUUCUUGGGACAUUUAAAGUACUUGGAAGCAUACUAGAGUACUUAAACAAGAAAUGUCCAAGUUCUAAUAUAAAAAACCUCUACUUCCAAAAAAUCAGUGGACCCUACAGCCAGCAUUUUGUUAGUUCAUUUCCAUAUGUAACAAACAUAAGAUCAAAGCAAACAUCUUCUGAAGACUCAAUAUCAGACCCAAAACUAGUCACAGAAAAUCUAGAAAUUUGCAAGCUUUUCAUUAUGUUUAAUCCUAAAGUCAGUAUGAAACACCAGGAGAAAGAAAUAAAAGCUGUUAUAAAUUACAUUGAAAAAAUAUUCAAUAAAAAUCAUGAAGGUAAUAUCAAUGACACUGUAAUAAAGUUAUUGGAUUUAUUAUUUUCCAAUGAAAUCACUGGUUGGACCAAAGAUACUUUGGUAUUAGACAAUUUGUUUGAUAAUAUUCUAGUUGCUUAUUCUAACAAAACUAAUGAGGACUUUGGUAAACAAAAAGUAUUUACUUUAUUAUGUAAAAUAGCUCUAAAUGAAAAGUUAUCUCAUUUUCAUUCCAAUGAAAAUUUCAAGGUAUGGCUUCAGAGUUUACCAAAUAUUUUACUGAGUAAACAACUAUCAGUUCAAACUAUUGAUAUGUUACACAAGUUUGCUGUCACCAACAACAAAAUGUUUAAUGCAGUUAUAAAAUCCAAACUUCUGACAAUAAUAAAAAAUCUUCCACAAAUUGAAAUCACAGAUUCAACUGUUGACAGCAAUGGUUACCACAAAUUGUUAUCAAUCUUUUACUGGGUGAAGGUGUGGGAUACAGAAUCAUUGAAUCAUUUAGAGAUGCAGUUAAUGGAAAAUGUUUACAAACCAGAUCAUGUGAAAUAUAUAUUUGAUACUCUUAGAUUAAGGAGUGGUGGACUUGUGUAA
Molecule: messenger RNA, 1926 nt
Organism: Danaus chrysippus (African queen)
Lineage: Eukaryota; Metazoa; Arthropoda; Insecta; Lepidoptera; Nymphalidae
Source: the annotation of a GenBank genome assembly